AUGGGCAAAGUUAAGAAAUUUGUCAAUGGUCAAUUUAUCGUUUAUGGUCAAGCGAAAGAAUUAUUUAAAAUAGUUCCAUUUCUUUAUAUUUAUCAUCAGUGUGUUUACGAUUCUCACAAUUGUAUAAUGAGAAUAACCAAAUACAUUCCAAGCAGAUAUGUUGCAAGUGACAACAAUUGUUUCAAUGCUUAUGAUCUUGGAUAUAUUGAACUUUCAAAAAGUUAUUAUCCUCAAAAGUUAAUAUGUAAUACGAGUAUAAAGAAAAGUAAAAAAGAAAAAUGA
Messenger RNA from Strongyloides ratti, 282 nucleotides. RefSeq names its product Transthyretin-like family-containing protein. NCBI's taxonomy places the organism in Eukaryota, Metazoa, Nematoda, Chromadorea, Rhabditida, Strongyloididae. Gene Ontology annotation, cellular component: cell surface. The transcript has 2 exons. The record is from RefSeq and is a predicted model, not a curated record. The coding region runs from base 1 to 282 and encodes 93 amino acids.